Molecule: messenger RNA, 2232 nt
Organism: Parascedosporium putredinis
Lineage: Eukaryota; Fungi; Ascomycota; Sordariomycetes; Microascales; Microascaceae
Source: the annotation of a GenBank genome assembly
AUGUAUCUUCACUGCACACUUGUCCACACAAAAUGGAUUCUGGAAAGAGUGAACGGCCUCCCUGGUGAACACCCCUCUGGUCUCAGCGAGUCUACCGAUCUAAAUCCACUCCUCGAGCCAACCCGCUGGUGGUUCGCUUCGUCCGCUUUCCCGCUCAUAGCUGGAUGUCUGGGUCCCGUUGCCUCUGCCCUUAGUAUAUGCGCCCUUGCUCAGCCAUGGCAGCAAUACCGUCCUGCCGGCUCUCACUGGAAGGAGCGCCAUUUCCUCAAGAAUCCAAAAUGGUACACCAAUGCCUCCCUCCCCCUUCCCUCACACGAAUAUAACAAUGCUAACCAUUCACGUCCCCCUAGGAUCUUCAUCGUUAACCUCAUCCAAGUCAUCGUCGCUCUCCUCGCCAACCUCGCUCUAUUCCUCAACAUGACGCGCCGCCUCCGCUUCUCCAUCGCCCUGCCCAUCACCAUCAUCGGCUGGUACGCCUCCGCCGUCUGCCUCUGCAUCAUCACCUCGAUCGCCCACAUCUACAUCAAGCCCACCAUGCCCCAGGACCACGUCUGGUCCGAGGCCUUUGGUACGGCAUCUGGGCCGCCCCAGCGCACCCUCAUGCUGCAGACCAUCAUGUUCCUCCUCUACCUCCUCCUCGGCGCCCUCGUCUUCUCCAAGAUCGAGGGCUGGCCCUACCUCGACGGCGUCUACUGGGCCAACAUCACCCUCUUCACCAUUGGCUUCGGCGACCUCGUCCUCAACACCCACCUCGCCCGCGGCCUCCUCAUCCCCUACGCCUUUGUCGGCAUCAUCAGCGUCGCCCUCGUCAUCGGUUCCAUCCGCACCCUCGUCCUCGAGCGCGGCAGCAGACGCGUCGAUGCCCGCGUCACGGAAAAGAAGCGCCUCAAGGUCCUGCGCCGCCUCACCCGCCGCGGCCUCGACGACGUCCUCCACCCCAUCCGCGCCACCGCCGAAUUCGCCCGCCGCGAGGCCGAGUUCAAGCUCAUGCAAAUGAUUCGCCGCGAAGCCCGCGCACGCCGCCGUUGGAUCUCCCUUGCCUUUUCCCUCGCCCCCGGCCUCACCCUCUGGCUCGCCGGCGCCGCUGCCUUCCAGCAGUUCGAGCAGCCUUACCAAAAAUGGUCCUACUUUGACGGCUUCUACUUCACCUUCAUGUCUCUCACCACCCUCGGCUACGGCGACCACACCCCCGUCUCCAACGGCGGCCGGUCCUUUUUCGUCUUCUGGGCCCUCCUCGCCCUUCCCACCAUGACCGUGCUCAUCUCCAACGCCAGCGACACCGUCAUCAAGUUCAUCCGCAUCGCCACCCUCGAACUCGGCAAAAAGACCAUCCUGCCCGGCGAGCACGGCUUCGAGCGCGAUUUCGAGUUUAUCCUGUACAAGCUAUCCUUCCAUCGCCUCUUUCGCCACAAGUUCAAUAUCCGCCACCACGCCAGCAACUCGGAAGGCUUCAUGGGUCAUCUCGCGCGCUUCCGCGACAAGUACAGCGUCGGCGGCAGCCAGAUCGACGUUGGAGAAUGUCUCCACUGCAGCGACGACUUGAACACCAACGGCAACGACGACGCGGGCGGUAGGAGCGGCAGAAGCGGCAGCGAUACCAACGCCCUCCGGCGACCCGCCACCCCAACCCCCGCGACCGCUUCGAGGCCGAACCUCCUCCGCCGCCGCACCAGCAGCAGUUCCGCCCUCUCCGAAUUCACCAUCCCGCCCCGCGAUCCCGCCGACUACCACUACCGCCUCAUCUCCGCCAUCGCCGAGGUCGCCAACGACGUCAAGACCGACCAGGAAAAGCACUACACCUUUCGGAAAUGGGUCGAAGUUCGCCCCCGGCUGGGCCGCGAGGGCCUCAAGAUGUGGGAGCGCAAGGUCGAGAGGGACGCGCGCAGGCGGAGACGACAGCGCGCCCGGGACACCAAGGACGGAAAGGACGGGGAAAAGGAGGAGCAAGACCGGCUCGACGAGGAAGGCGACGAGGAAGGCGACGAGGACGAGGACUUGGAGGACACGGAGGGAGAGGACCCCGAUCGGUGGAGCUGGGUCGGGAACCACAGUCCCCUUAUGAAGGGCGUGUCCGAAGGGGAGUGGAUCCUCGAGAGGCUCAUGGCCAAGCUCAAACUCGAGUUGGAGACGGCUCGUCAUUGCAAGCGGAAACGGAGGCAGCACCGCGCACACAUUGUCCCGCCUGUGCGGAGACGGGCGCCUCCUCGUGCCGAAGGCCGACAUGGCGCAUAA